Molecule: messenger RNA, 1578 nt
Organism: Chaetomium globosum CBS 148.51
Lineage: Eukaryota; Fungi; Ascomycota; Sordariomycetes; Sordariales; Chaetomiaceae
Exons: 3
Coding region: 1-1578 (525 amino acids)
Biological process (GO): fatty acid metabolic process
Cellular component (GO): mitochondrion
Molecular function (GO): trans-2-enoyl-CoA reductase (NADPH) activity
Source: RefSeq, a predicted model, not a curated record
AUGGCGUCACAAAUCAACAGCGCUGCCGCACCCGCCGCCACUGCUAAGGCCAAGCGCUUCGAGCUCCCCGCCCUGGAUCUCAAGUUCGGCUCCCUAACGGACGGUACCGACAUCCCCCCACCGCCGCCAUCGCCGAUACAGGAGGAAGCCGCCUCAACCCCGCCAGACACGCCAAAUGGUGCGCAGUCGAAGCUGGGAGCGAAGGCGGCUGCCAAUGGAAAGUCGAACACCGUAUCACCGAAUUCCCAGCCGUCGAGCAUCUUAACGGCGGGUACCAAACGACGCGCCGAAGACGGCCCCGCAUCUCCUACCUUGUCGAACCGACCGGGGAGCAUCCGGCGUCUGUUCAGCCGGAAUCUUUUGAAUACGGCGUACAACACAAACGAAAGCGCCCAGGACGGACGGCCCCAAAGUCGCAGCGGCGCCAGCGCCGCGGACUCUCGGAAAGCAAGACGAUCCAGCGGCUGGUUCGGCCGGCUACGCAACACCGAACCUGCUCCCAGUAAACCGGUAACGCCCCUUUCGCCGCCAGCCACGGAUGAGAAGAAGCCGACGGGCCCGCCCCCGCCCAUGAUCCCCGAGCUGAAGGAGCUAAACAUGAAAUUGGCCUGCGCUUCGGCCGAACCUCCUUUAAGUCGCCAGGUGUCGCGCCCCCUUGUUGGCACAAGCUUCACCACCCACCUCUCAUCCCCCCUCACCUCCCCCACCCCCUCCACCCGCCGCCACAAAUCCGGCCCCUACGGCUACACCCAAGCCAAGACCCUCGUCUUCUCGCGCUUCGGCGAGCCGUCCGACGUCCUGCACCUGCACAGCCACUCCAUCUCCCCCCAACUCCCCGCCGGCGCCGUGCUCCUGCGCACCCUCGCCGCCCCCGUCAACCCGGCCGACGUCAACACCAUCCAGGGCACGUACGGCGUCCGGCCGGCGUUCUCGCCGCUGCUGGGCACGCCGGAGCCGGCAGCGGUGCCGGGGAAUGAGGGCUGUUUUGAGGUGGUGGCCGUGGGGGAGAAGCUGGGGCGACUGUGGGGGCUGAGGAGUAUUAAUGUGGUGCGGGAGCGGGCGACGCCAGAGGAGACGGAAGCGUUGAAGAGCGAGCUGAAGGAGUUGGGGGCGACGGUGGUGGUGACGGAGACCGAGUUCCUCGAUCGGUCGUUCUCGGCGCGGCUGAAGGAGGAGUGGACGCGGGGCGGCAAGGAGCCCGUGAUGCUGGGGCUGAACUGUGUUGGUGGCAAAUCGGCUUCGGCUAUGGUGAAGGCGCUGAGCCCCAAGGGCUGCAUGGUUACAUAUGGCGGCAUGUCGAGGCAGAGCUUCCCGUUCCCGACGGGGCCGCAGAUCUUCAAGCGGUUGCGGUUCGAAGGCUUCUGGCUGAGCGAGUGGAACAAGGAGAACCCGGCCGAGAGGCGCAACACGGUCAACGAGAUUCUGGACCUGAUGCGUGAAGGCAAGUUCAAGGAGUCGCCGUUCAAGGAGGUGGAGUGGAACUGGGACACCGAGGAGAACGUGCUCAAGGAUGCAAUCCAAGGAACCCUAGAGGGCUUCCGAGGCGGUAAGGGUUUGUUUGUGUUCGGGGAGACAUAG